This is a messenger RNA of Gongylonema pulchrum, 297 nucleotides long. The record is from the annotation of a GenBank genome assembly. NCBI's taxonomy places the organism in Eukaryota, Metazoa, Nematoda, Chromadorea, Rhabditida, Gongylonematidae.
AUGCGAAUUGAGGGAGCACUGAUAGCAGCUAUUUCUCAACUGUGGCUUAUCAGUUCUGCCGAAAACACGCACGAUGAAGAGAGGAAAAGCUUGGCAAUCAUUCGACAGAUACGUCUCUCGCCAUCCAUCCAGGGCAAUUCCGCCACAUCCACAGUCAAUGUAUCUUCAAGCAACAUUGCUCAGCACUUUGAACAGCCCAGUGAGAGGCGUUUCGUGGACGAACAGCGGUAUCGCACGUUCCGGCAUGGCAGGCGAGGUAUUCUCGCUUUCUUCUUUGUUCCUGCAAAAAACUGUUAA